Messenger RNA from Seriola dumerili (greater amberjack), 2596 nucleotides. RefSeq names its product uridine-cytidine kinase 2-A-like (gene uck2a). The coding region runs from base 7 to 795 and encodes 262 amino acids. Lineage: Eukaryota; Metazoa; Chordata; Actinopteri; Carangiformes; Carangidae. Gene Ontology annotation, molecular function: kinase activity; ATP binding. Gene Ontology annotation, cellular component: cytoplasm; cytosol. The transcript is spliced from 7 exons. The record is from RefSeq and is a predicted model, not a curated record.
UGAAGCAUGGCAGGCGACAGCGAGACAAAGCCAGGUGACCAAGCCGAAAAUGAGAGCAACCAACGUCAGCCUUUCCUCAUUGGUGUGGCCGGAGGGACAGCCAGCGGCAAGUCAUCAGUGUGCAGCAAGAUCAUGGAGCUGCUGGGGCAGAAUGAGAUUGACCACCACCAGAGGCAAGUGGCAAUCCUCAGCCAGGACAGCUUCUACAGGGUCCUCACCCCGGAGCAGAAGGCCAAAGCACUAAAGGGCCAGUUCAACUUCGACCACCCAGAUGCAUUUGAUAACGACCUCAUAAUCACAACUCUGUGGGACAUUAAGGAGGGAAAAACGGUGCACAUCCCUGUUUAUGACUUUGUUUCCCAUUCCAGGAAGGAAGAGACAGUGAUAGUCUACCCUGCUGAUGUGGUGCUGUUUGAAGGGAUCCUGAUGUUCUAUUCUCAGCAGAUUCGAGACCUUUUCCAAAUGAAACUGUUUGUGGACACUGAUGCAGACACUCGGCUAUCUCGCAGGGUGCUGCGUGACAUAAGUGAUCGUGGUCGGGACUUGGAAGGUGUUCUAGCACAGUACAUCACCUUUGUCAAGCCUGCGUUCGAGGAGUUCUGCCUACCAACGAAGAAAUAUGCUGAUGUUAUAAUACCAAGAGGAGCUGAUAACAUUGUUGCUAUAAAUCUCAUAGUUCAACACAUCCAGGAUAUUCUAAAUGGCGGUUUGACCAAACGGCUGAAUGCGUGGUUUAGCGGUUAUGGAACAACGAAGAAUCCACCAAACAUGGAGUCCAGCAGUCGGCCACACUGAACACAGCGCUGUCCUGAGGAGAGGAAGGAAGGUUCACCUGCACGUGCUGAAUGUGCUCCACAGCGUGGCUAACAAGGCAGGAGUAGCUGCCAGGAAAUCAAAAGGCCUGCUUUUGAUAUGAUUCUGCUUGGAUUGAGCAAAUCAAUCAGAUGAAGGGAUUUUUUUUCCCCUUGUGGAACUGGUUUAAAGCAGUUGUUUUAUUUUUCUCUUUUGCUUGUGUACUGUAUGAGAUUGAAAGAGGAUGAAUACAAAGGGGCUCACUUAUAAUUUAGUCUAAAACUGCUGCUUGCCUUUAACACAGCACUGAAACGGAGUAACUAAAAGAAGCAGUUAUGACGUCUAAAAAAGAUUUCUAAACACUUGACAGCCUUUAAUCAUACAAUAAAUGCAUUGUAGCAACAUGCUGUUUAAUGGCAGGGCCAUACCCUAUCACUACAGUUAAAGGUUCACCAUGUGACCUGACUGAUCCCCUUUAUCGAUGCAAAUUUCCGUUUUUUUUAAAACUCCAUAUAAAGCAUAUUUCGACUUCUAGAAAGGUGUAUGUAAUUCUGGGUUGAGAUUUUUUGCUGUUUGUGUCAUGUGGCCCUGAGCUGUACUUGCUUUGUCAUGUGUAAAUCUAAAUAAGUUAUUAGGCAAAUGAAACAACCGAUUUCCACCUCACAUCAUCUGAUGUAUGACAUCAUCUCCAAAGAUAAUUUUCCAUACAGUCUUUGUGGACUAAUCAUUUUUUAUUUUUUAUUUACCUGAAUGUGGUAUUGACAUAAUUGUAACUCACUUAAUAAGACGUCGAUGUAACAUAAAGAACAGUUAAUUAUGUCAUUAUGGAAUUACCACAAAGUAUUAUUUUUGUUCGAUUCCCUUAAACUUGAAUCCUCAGAUGCACAUGUAUGCAAGUGUCACUCACAAGAAGACGCAUUCAGCUGUGAAAUGUCAUGAAGUACAAGACAGCCACUGUAAAUGUGAUCUGUAAAUGUUUAAUGCAGGUUUUCUUCCUGUAUUCAUAUUUCUUAUGAUAAAGUUCUCAGGUACACUUUCUUUGCUUCGAUUAACAUAUUCGUCACUGACAAAUUCUUGUAUUUGAUUUAAAAAAUAUUCAUAUCCAUGUCUGGUUGUAAUCUUAUGUUACUCUGUUUUGGUUAAGUCUCAUUGUUCUGUUUUAAUCUGUACGUUGAGAGGAAAGUGCCACAUGCUGCUCAGUGCUCUUUUCUAGCUACACAGAAAAAUUUCAUUUGCUUCUAGGUUACAAACACUGUGGGGUAAUGUAGUUGCAGUCAGGGCCACUGAGGACAUUGAGGUCAUGCCAUUCUUCCUGGAAUAUGAGGGCUUACACAUGGUGAAUACGUUAUAAGCUUUUUGACAUAGCAAAAUUGACUGCUGACACAUUGUCAUGGAAGAGAAUGAAGCCAUCAUUAUUUUUGAAAGACCCACCAUUGACUGUUUAAGUUAUUCUCUUAUUUAUGUUUUCGAUGUGUUUGCAUUUUGGAGGAAAUUCAUCCUUGGCAGUUUGGAGAAAACAUUUAAAAUGUUCAUGUUGGGAAUACAAAGACAGAAAAUCUAAUUUAACAAUUAAUUAAACAUGAAAAUCCUAAUAUCAAGAAAAGGGUUAAGGGGUUUGUUGGGGGAGUUUGGGUUCAUGACCUCAGUCCUGGCUAUGGCCCUGAACUGCAUGUACUGUCUACAGCUGUUUCCCAAAUCCAUUCUGCAUCCUAAUUCUCUAGUUUGCAGUGUGUUCACACUAGAAAAGUGAGAAAAUAAAACAGUUAUGAGUCAGUAUGCAGAAUAAAAAACUUUCAAAACUUUC